Molecule: messenger RNA, 1029 nt
Organism: Leptonychotes weddellii (Weddell seal)
Lineage: Eukaryota; Metazoa; Chordata; Mammalia; Carnivora; Phocidae
Source: RefSeq, a predicted model, not a curated record
CACGGUCCGCGAGCACAGCUGGGGCAUCUCGCUCAGCUCUUACCUACGGCCACAGCAGCCAUCCCACAAGAUGAUCGGGAUCCUCCUGCUCCUGCUCCUGCUCCUCCCCCUUUUCCUGUACAUCGCUGCACCCCAAAUCAGGAAAAUGCUGUCCAGUGGGGUGUGUACAUCAGCCGUCCAACUUCCUGGGAAGGUCGCUGUGGUCACUGGAGCCAACACGGGCAUUGGAAAGGAGACAGCCAAAGAACUGGCUCAAAGAGGAGCCCGCGUGUAUUUAGCGUGCCGGGAUGUACAAAAGGGGGAAUUGGUGGCCAGAGAGAUCCAAAUUGUGACUGGGAACCAACAGGUGUUAGUGCGGAAACUGGAUUUGGCUGAUACAAAAUCUAUUCGAGCCUUUGCUAAAGACUUUUUAGCAGAGGAGAAGCAUCUUCACAUUCUGAUCAACAAUGCGGGAGUGAUGAUGUGUCCCUACUCUAAGACAGCAGAUGGCUUUGAGAUGCACAUGGGAGUCAACCACUUGGGUCACUUUCUCCUGACCCAUCUGCUGCUAGACAAACUGAAGGAAUCAGCCCCAUCAAGGGUAGUGAAUGUGUCUUCUCUAGCACAUCACCUGGGAAGGAUCCACUUCCAUAACCUACAGGGCGAGAAAUUCUACAAUGCAGGUCUGGCCUACUGUCACAGCAAGUUAGCCAACAUUCUCUUCACCCAGGAACUGGCUCGGAGGCUCAAAGGCUCUGGCGUUACGACAUAUUCUGUCCAUCCGGGCACAGUCAACUCUGAACUGGUUCGGCACUCAUCCUUCAUGAAGUGGAUGUGGUGGCUUUUCUCCUUCUUCAUCAAGACCCCUCAGCAGGGAGCGCAGACCAGCCUGUAUUGUGCGCUCACCGAAGGUCUUGAGAUUCUCAGUGGGCAUCAUUUCAGGUACAAAUGCAUCUGGUUUUGAAGAUGGGGUUUUUAUGGCUCAAAGGAAAUAAUCUGGAUUUGUCUGGUAUAUUAUACUCCUCUUACAAAGUACAUUGCGUGACCUAG